GCGCGAGCGAGGAGGCGAGCUUCGGGCCUUCGGCGUCUGGCGAAUGGGAUUUUUAAAUCCCCCAAUGCUUCUGCAUCCUCCGAUUGGCAAUCGACGGGCGAGGCAAUCCUUGCCUGGAACGCAGCGGAGUCCACGUUCAGUGUCUCCCCCGAUUAGGCAUCGGAGACAAUGCGGCGUGACGCGAUGUGAUGUGGGCAUGGAUUCCUAGAACUCCACGAGAGUAGCGACCGCGCACUCCCGUUCCCGGUGACCGAGUGCUCUGAUUUAGUACAAGGCAGGCAACGAGCUGAAGCAAUUCCAUCCAAGUUUCUGAAUGGUCAUUUUUUAGUAUGUUGAUGCGAUGAAGUUUCUUAUCCAAACAUCAAGAGCAUUCUACCAUGGGCUGUUGCUUCUGCCUUUACUCUCAUUUGGUUCUGCUACAGAGCUUGAGUUUCCCCUCUGUGAUUGCGAUGGUGACAGACUGUGGAGCAUUGAGGGAAUCCGAAACUGCCAGAAAGCGAGCGACUUGUUGAUUGCAGCUGCAUAUUUCUCCAUUCCACUUGAACUAUUGUACUUUGUUACAUGCUCAAAGCUGUUCCCCUUCAAAUGGAUCCUUUUUCAGUUCAGCGCAUUCAUAGUUCUUUGCGGAAUGACCCACUUGCUCAAUGUGUUCACAUACAAGCCCCAUUCCUUCCUCUUAGUGUUGGCUCUCACCAUUUCCAAAUUCCUCACAGCACUUGUCUCCUUCUUGACUGCAAUAACCCUCUUGACUUUGAUCCCUCAGCUUCUAAAAGUCAAAUUGAGGGAGAAUUUUCUGAGGCUAAAAGCUCAUGAACUGGACCAGAAAGUAGGGCUGAUGAAAAGGCAGGAAGAAGUGAGCUGGCACGUGCGAAUGCUUACUCAAGAAAUCCGAAAAUCACUAGAUAGGCACACCAUUUUGUACACUACCCUGGUUGAACUCUCAAAGACUCUACAGCUGCAAAAUUGUGCUGUGUGGAUGCCAAAUGAGAGUAAGUUGGAGAUGGUUCUUACUCACGAGCUGAAUAGGAGCUCUUCUGACUUUUGUAUAUGUUCGAUUCCUAUGCACGAUCCAGAUGUGUUUGAAGUCGAGAAGUAUGAUGGAGUCAAGAUACUGAAGCCUGAUUCUACACUAGGUUCUGCAAGCAGCGGCGCAGCUGGUGAAUCAGGGGUUGUUGCUGCAAUUAGGAUGCCUAUGUUGAAAGUUUCUAAUUUUGAAGGUGGAACACCUGAGGUUUUUCAAGCACACUAUGCUAUAUUGGUUUUGGUUCUCCCUAAGAAUGAUACUAGAAUUUGGAGCCACCAUGAGCUAGAGCUGAUUGAAGUUGUUUCUGAUCAGGUUGCUGUUGCCCUGUCCCAUGCUGCAGUUUUAGAGGAAUCACAUGUGAUCAGAGACAAAUUGGUAGAGCAAAACAAGGCUUUGUUACAGGCAAAGCAAAAUGUAAUGAUGGCAAGCCAGGCAUGGAACUUAUUCCAGAAGGUCAUGAGCCAAGGAAUCAGGAGGCCUAUCCAUUCGAUCGUGGGUCUCCUGUCACUCAUGCAACAAGCAAAUUUGUCUCUUGAACAGAGGCUGACAGUGAAUGCUAUGGCAAAAACGGGUAAUGUGGUUUCCACUUUGAUCAAUGAUGUCAUGGUGAUUAACAGGGAACACUUUACAUUGGAAAUGAAGCCAUUCCAGCUACAGUCACUGAUCAAGGAAACUGCUUGUGUUGCUAGGUGUCUUUGUGAUAGUAGGGGAUUUGGUUUUGAAUUUCUGGCUGAGAAUAUGGUGCUUGGUCAGGCUAUUGGUGACGAGAGGCGGAUUCUUCAUGUUUUGUUGCAUAUAAUUGAUGGUUUGCUGAAUGAAUUCAAUGGUGGAUGUUUGACUUUUUGUGUAAGGAGUGAUUCAGAACUAGCAGAUUGGGAAGAUGCAAGAGGGAUUUGGAAAUCAAGAGUACCAAAUGUGUAUACCUUCCUGAAGUUUGAGAUUACAAUCACACAAUCAUUUGGCCUGUAUUCAAACACAUUAGUUCAGUUCAACAGAAAGCCUUGCAGGGAGGGGUUUAACACGGGUUUCAGCUUCAGCAUGUGUAAAAAAAUUGUGCAGCUGAUGCAAGGAGAAAUCUUCAUAGUUCCGAGUUCGGAUGGGCUACAGGAAUGUGUAACAUUGAUUCUCCGCUUACAGAAGCAACUUUCCAUGCUAAUUUCUGAAUCAGGAGGUUCUUCAGAGAGUCAUCAUUCAUAUUCCUCUCUUUUAGAAGGCCUCAAAGUUUUAAUUGUUGAUGACAGUGCUAUCAAUAGAGUUGUAACGCAAAAGCUUCUGAAGAAGCUUGGCUGCUGUGCCUUUUCUGUAUCAUCUGGUACUGAAUGCCUGAUCUAUCUCGAUUCCUUUGACCAACAAUUGCAGCUGGUUAUUUUGGACCUCAGCAUGCCAAAUAUGAAUGGUUAUGAAGUUGCCAUGAAAAUUCGGAGUUCAAGAGAUGGGUGUUGGCCUUUGAUUAUUGCUUUCACAGCAAGUACUGAUGAUCAUGUUUGGACGAAAUGCAUGCAGUCAGGGAUGAACGGUCUGAUCCGGAAACCUGUUCUUCUACCAGAACUAGAGAAGGAGAUCCUGAGAGUGUUUGAAAUAAACUUGCCAGGUAUUUCAGCAAUUUAUUUUAUCAGCCUCACUUCUUGUCCACUAACUGAGGUUUAUCCAAGAUGAUGCUUCAAUCAUUCGACAAAACUUACAUCACCCUGGCUCAUUAUAGGUGGGAAAAAAACUGAGAAGCAAACUCGAUCGAUUGAGAGUGGGGCAAAGAACGGCAUGGAUUCUUCAUCGAAAAAUGAAAGAUUUUGUCAAGCUUUAACAUGUGGUGCUGUCUAAAGGUAAUGUAGUUUGUAGAGAAAAUUGCUAGUAUUCGUUGACUAAUAAACCAAUUCCUUUUAUAGGGGAAUCAACACAUAUAGAUCCAAAGGGGUGGUAGUAAAAAACCUCUCUUGGUGUCAAAAAAUUUGGAAAGUCCUUUUCUAUACUAUUUCUUAAAGAGUAAUUUUGGUUGUUAAAA
Messenger RNA from Zingiber officinale, 3023 nucleotides. Its product is annotated as ethylene receptor 2-like. The transcript has 5 exons. Gene Ontology annotation, biological process: response to ethylene; phosphorelay signal transduction system. NCBI's taxonomy places the organism in Eukaryota, Viridiplantae, Streptophyta, Magnoliopsida, Zingiberales, Zingiberaceae. The coding region runs from base 341 to 2680 and encodes 779 amino acids. Gene Ontology annotation, cellular component: endoplasmic reticulum membrane; endoplasmic reticulum. Gene Ontology annotation, molecular function: protein binding; phosphorelay sensor kinase activity; ethylene binding. The record is from RefSeq and is a predicted model, not a curated record.